AUGGCCGCGCUGCGGCGCGACGCCGUGGCCGUGGCGAACCCGCGGCACGACCUCAUCUCGCCGGCGCUCGACUACGGCGGCGCGCCGGCGCCGGCCCUGACGCGGCCGACGGCCGGCGCCGCCGACGAGGCGGCGCUGCUCCGCGAGCUCCUCGGCGGGAAGCGGCCGCUCUGCGGUGUCGACGCCGCGACGGCGCGGCGGCUCAUGGUGUCCCUGACCCUGCCGCCCGGCGCGCCCUGCCGCUGCUGCGGCGCCGGCGGGUCGCUGCGGACGUGCGCGCGGUGCCGGCGGACGGUAUGCGAGGCGUGCGCGCCGAAGCACCUGCGCCUCGUCCUCGAGAACCGCGCGAGCGUCACGGGCAGCUCGCUCCAGCGCGUCUGCGUCGCCUGCUACGUGGAGGCGCGCGUCGACCCGCGGCGGCCGUCGAGCGAGGCGGCCGCGGCGGCCGCGCGGCCGGCCGCGGACGCCGCGCGGCGGCGGAGCGCGCCCGACGCCGCCGCGCCGAACGCGCCGCCCGUGCCGCCGCGCGACUACGACGAGGACGACGACGCCGCGCCGCCGCCCGUGCCGCCGCGCGACUACGCCGCGUCGCCGCGCGACGACGAGGCCGCGCGCUCCGCGGGCUAA
Molecule: messenger RNA, 627 nt
Organism: Aureococcus anophagefferens
Lineage: Eukaryota; Pelagophyceae; Pelagomonadales; Pelagomonadaceae
Exons: 1
Coding region: 1-627 (208 amino acids)
Source: RefSeq, a predicted model, not a curated record